Messenger RNA from Chaetomium fimeti, 746 nucleotides. Its product is annotated as Oligosaccaryltransferase-domain-containing protein. The record is from RefSeq and is a predicted model, not a curated record. Lineage: Eukaryota; Fungi; Ascomycota; Sordariomycetes; Sordariales; Chaetomiaceae. The transcript is spliced from 2 exons. Bases 165 to 344 code for a protein of 59 amino acids. Gene Ontology annotation, cellular component: oligosaccharyltransferase complex.
GUUUGGUGACAGCUCUGGAAAGCUGGCCAGAUCCAAGCCAUCCAAAGCGCGCCAUCCUCGAGACACCGGCCACAGAACAGCAGCAGACGAGCGAGGAGUCAAUUCCAUCUUUCACCUCCUCAACUCUCUCGCGCUCGACCCGCCGGCGUCCACCCGCUUUCACCAUGAUCACAGACACGGAGCUCUACCGCCUGGCCAUCGUCCUCGGCUCGGCUGCGAUGGUGCUUAUCAUUCUCUACCACUUUUUCGAAGUCAACUCUGGCGAAGAGAGCAGCACAUUGAAGGACAAAGCGCCAAGGAAGGCAGGGGCGCAAACUACACCCGCAUCAACCAAGACAAAAUAGACGGCGUGGUGGGAUUGGGUGUACGAUACAGUGAUGGAGGGUACGACUCGUUUUCCGGUUCGAGACGUUGCGCGGCGCGGCGCUAUGAUCGCAUGCCGGCACACAGGGCCUUUCCGCGCCGCCUGGGAUGGUCGAUACAGCGAGCGAAGUUGGUGGUGCUAGGCAGGAGAGACAAUGUCCGCUAGGGCCGCAACGGCAUGGCAGGCCGGAUGGCAGAAGGCUAAUAUUUUCGACACAUUGGUGGUUUAGGCGCCCUGGUCUUCUGUGCUGGAACUGCGUCGACCGUGGGCGCAAUGGGUGUUUGCAGGCGAGUCACGUUCUUGCCGCAGGAUAUGGUUGGUCUCUUCCUCGUCCGAGCUGCUACAGCGUAUUUUUCGAAACAAGGAACAAGUGGCAGACGAC